Macrosteles quadrilineatus (aster leafhopper) is the source of this 3232-nucleotide messenger RNA. RefSeq lists its product as uncharacterized. The coding region runs from base 145 to 828 and encodes 227 amino acids. The transcript has 5 exons. The record is from RefSeq and is a predicted model, not a curated record. Lineage: Eukaryota; Metazoa; Arthropoda; Insecta; Hemiptera; Cicadellidae.
CUGAGGUAUCAUGGAUGACAGAUAGUGGGAUUAUUGUUUUCAUCAUCUUAUCUAAUCAAUUUCUGUCUUAGUAUCAAUUAGUGACAUUACAGUUUUCGUUUGACCACUAAACCGAAUAUUUACAUCACACCAAAUCAUAUUAAAAUGUCAGAAGUCCAGCCAAAACCAGUCAAUGAGGGUGAUCUCAAGGAUCUCAAAGAACGGAUGAAGAUGAUAUCUGAUGCAGAUCCUUCUCAGUAUCACAACGAGUUCUCCCUUAAGAGAUAUUUGCGAGCUUUCAAAACUACCGAUGCCGCUUUUCAGCAAAUCUUGAAAACCAACAAGUGGAGAGUGGAGUACGGAAUUGCUGAGCUUACCGAGGACAAUCCCAUAAUCAAGAAGAACUUUGAGUCCAAGAAAGCUCGAGUUCUGAAACACCGCGACAUGCAUGGCAGACCUGUGAUUUACAUCCCUGCCAAGUACCACAACGCUAAUGAUCGGGACAUUGAUGAACUCACCAAAUUUAUUGUCUACUGUCUGGAAGAAGCGUGCAAGAGGUGUUUUGAAGAGGUGAUUGACAACCUGUGUAUAGUGUUUGACCUGAAUGAGUUUGGCCUCAGCUGCAUGGACUAUCAAGUGGUUAAAAACCUCAUCUGGUUGCUGAGCAGACAUUACCCUGAGAGACUAGGGGUCUGUCUCAUCAUCAAUGCCAACACACUCUUCUCCAGCUGCUGGGCAGUCAUCAAGGGAUGGCUGGACGAAAACACAGCUGGGAAAGUAACGUUUGUUAACAGCGAGGAGGAGCUCUGCAAGUACCUGAUCCCUGAUAUUUUGCCUACUGAUAUCUAGUCACCAGAGUAGCUCACGAGGGACCCACAGUAAGAUUUGUAGGCCAAGACAAGACGACCAUGACCUCGUCAAUUAAUCGACUGUCAAUUAAUUCUGAUUAGUCUCAGAUAUGGAUUAAGUUAGUAUUUAUUGUUCUGUUGAAACGUUGCUUUAAGAUGCCAUUGAUUUUUAAAGUAUAAAAUAUAGCCUUUACCUCUUGGGAUACAUUACUAGAACAAUGUUUGUUAUUUUGCGGAUAUUUUUAAUUGAUUUGAACCCUGGGAUCGUGUGGAAAGUGGGGUCUGACAAAAUUAAACAAAAGAUUAUUCGUUACCUCAUAUUGAAAGAUGUGGAUGAAGGAAUUUUUUAAAGAAUAGAUGGUUGAUGGUUGAUGGUAAAUAGGAUACAGUUUAAACUGUAGGAUUCUAUUUUUUUCUCAAUUAAGCUAGCUAAGCUUGCUACAGUACUUGAAAUGACAAUUGUUCUUUAUAGAGGCGAGUUUAGGACCUCGUGGUCCUUUCUUACAGUUAACCUCUACCAUUCUACACAACCAUACUAUACAAGUAGUUUCAAAAUGUGAAAAUGCAGCUGUAAUUCAUCAAAUUUUUAGGUUAAACUGUUUUGCAUUGAGCAUAAUUUAGAAAAUAACAAAACAUUUUUAAUGAUAGAUUUUUUUGUCUUGUAAUUCUUACUAAACUUGUUGACAUCGUUUUUAAACAAAUUAGUUUGGUGAAAUACAAUGGAUAGUGUUUCUAUUAGCCCUUGGACUCUAAUUUUCUCAAGUAAGCUUACUCUAUUCCUUUUCAAAAAAUUCCUUUACUAGCAAUUACUGGGCUUUCCUUUAAAAACAAUAAUAUUAUUGACACUUUCAUUUUGACUGUCAUUUUUCAUUGGUGGAUUCAGUUAUUUCUUAUCAAAUUUGGAAUGUAGACAAAAUUUAUCCUCUUAUUUUAGCUAGUGGCUAGUUUUUAGACUUUGCGAAAUUGUUAAGUGGCGUUAGAAAAUUAAUACGUUGAAUUUAAGUUAAAUUAAAAACUAAACUCUUGCCACAGGCUGAAAUUUUGAGCAGCGGAAAAACAAAAUAUCUUCUAAUACAAGAAGUUCCUAUUUUACCUAUUCUUGCCUCUACCUCGCCUAAAUUUAAUCAAAUUUUAUUUAUACAUCGUCUUUAGAUUUAAGUGUUUUCAUUUUAUCGUAGUUUAUAGGUACACGUCUUUGACAAAGAAAAUGCCAUACUUGUUUAAAUGAAAUAAUUGUAUACAUGUUUUACUAGAACAACUUCAAACUAAGUACAGCAAAUUUCUAACUACCUCACUGAGGUAUACCUAAUAGGCUACAGUUAAAGUAGAUAUUUAAAUUUCUCUUUUCCUCCAUACUAUUUUGAUGCCAUUUUUGAAAUCCGUAGAUUCUUUUCUUUAAGACCUUCUAUAUGACAAAACCCUAACCUAAUAUGACAAAACUGUUUCAAACCUUCAGCAUUUAUUUUUACUUCCAAUAUCAAUAUUUUUAUGCAUUUUAUGACUAGUAUAUCAGCUUAGUUCUAGCCUAGAAAUCUUACUGCUUCUAGGAUAGUUAUCGUUAUAGUUUUAACUUAACUCGUAAUUUAUUGUGAUAUGUGUUAGGGAACAUUGAAAAGAUAAAAUGUUGAGCUUACGUUUUGGAUUUUAAUUUAAAAUCAGCUUCUUACUAAAAAUAGUACAGUAACACUUAAAUUAAGUACCUUGACUGUAAAUACUGUUUAGGCCUUCAGUAGUUCUAGUGAUUUUUGUUUUGACAAAUUUGUUUAUUUGGACCUAAAUUACUCAAAGAUGAUUGAGAAAGUGUUUAACAUAAACAUCUUUUUAGUGGGACCUUAUAGACAUAAAAUAUUCAUGAUGGUAAAAACUAAAAACUACCUUAUCUAUAUGUCUGUGAGUAAGUUGUUUAGAAAUAAUUUUUAGAGAUUUUAAAAUUAGAAACUACCGGUAUGAACUAUGUUUAUUUAUUUAAUUUUAUUUUUAAGCCAUACAAAACAAUUUCUGUGUUUAUAUUUAUUGCCGUAUUUCGUUUCAGUAAAUUGCUUUCAGCAAUACUCGUCUAGGAUUAAAAGUAUUUGUAUUGAUUUGUUGAUAGAGUUAGAGAGUAUUAAUAUGUUGUACAGUUCUCCACUUAUUUAAACUCAAACAAAGAAUUUGGGGAAAAAUGUUAUGUAUUUGUUGUAUAACUGUUUGAAUUUAUUUGUUGAUCAUGCAAUUGAAAUUAUAUUAAGUGUGUUGCAAAAGAUUGUUUAAAAAGUGAUAUAUCAAAUAGUAUUAUAAUUUUCUUCAUGCGUAGGCUUUCGCGGCCGUUGUCAUUGAAAUCCAUGGUGAUGGUUUUCGGCGUAAACCGCGUCGUCAGUUGUAUAUCACUGCCAGACGUUUCGCCCUUACUAUGAAGUGGCAUCCUC